CGGGAAGGCGUUUAUGCAGAAAGACAGUAAGACAUUAACUCCGCAUGUAAAUGAUUGAAUGUCGUCUUUGGGCGUUGUUGAUCUGCUUGAACACUUCAGACUUUGGCCGUCAAGUUGACUUGAUGAAAAGCGGCGACACAGGAUAGGAAGCAAUGGCGGCGAUACACGACCCACUCUUGGCGCUGCUGCUACUCCUCGCCAUCUGCGGCCUCCACUGCUCCUCUCCCGGACCCUCCUGUCCGGAAUCCUGCCGCUGCCCACGGCCCUCGGUGUUGAACUGCUCCACCUCGGGCCUCUCCGUCAUGUCACCACGGCACAUCCAGGACUUGGUGGCCGAGCUGGACUUCUCUCACAACCUCCUGGAAGGGAUGGUCGCGCCGACGCGGCCGCUUCGCCGGCUGCGGAGCGUGAGGCUGGGCAACAACAGCAUCACCCGCCUGUCCCUCUGCAUCCAGAGGCAGCGUUGUGUCAAAGGUCACGGGUGUGUCGCCUGGGCCCCUGACCUGCAGCUGCUAUCUGCCGAGAGGAAUCGGCUACGGCGACUCCCCGAAGGAUUGCCCGCUCUUGGGGCUUUGGAAAUCCUGCAGUUGUCCUUCAACAACAUCUCGAGCAUCCAGCCCGGUGAGCUUUACAAUCUGCACCAGCUGAGGGAAUUGCACCUUCAACACAACCUCAUCAGCAGCCUGCAGUCGCACGCCAUCCAGCAUUUGAAGCAGCUCAAGAUCUUUGACGUGAGCUUCAACAAGCUGACCAGCCUCCAUUCUUCGCUGUACCUCUCUCUACGUAACAUAGCUGCUGAUGUUAACAUGGUUGGAAACAGAUGGCGCUGUGACUGCAGCAUGCGUAGUAUAAGAAGAUGGAUGGCCUAUGACAGGAGCAGAGACAUUUACGCCAAAGGUUUGGUUUGUGCUGACCCGCCCGUCCUGGCAGGCAAAGACCUGCUACAGUUGGAGGACGACGAGCUGAUCUGUCGUACACCUGACACUGAACCACAGCUACACCAAGACAUGAUGGUGGACAGAGGCUCAGAGGUUCUGUUGUCCUGCGCCUCAGAAGAUCCAUUAUGGUGGACACCCAGUAGUAAGGCUCUUAAGCGACUUCAGUCUACUCUCCUCAUCCACCAUGUUAUGGAGGAAGACACGGGUCUUUACGUGUGUUUGUCUAAGGACCAUAAGGUUGUGUCCGUCUUUCACCUCCAAAUCAGAGCAAACAGAAAACCUCGAAGCGUAUCAGGAAACAGCCAGCUGAUAAUCCCACAAGAACCUGUAAACAAGUCGGCUGAAAAAAGAAAUAGGAAUGCUACGCAAUCUGACUUGACACUAGCGGUCUGUCUGUCCGUCUUCAUCACAUUCCUGGUUGCUUUCAUCCUUGGAGUACUUGCAAGACCUUGUAUCGAUGUUCUCUGGAGCAGAAUCACCAAGAAAAAGAGCUCCCCUGCAUCUGACUCGGUCUCAUCUGAGAGACAAUAUGACAACGAGGCUUUCUCCGAAGAAGAGUACCAGGAGGUGGUACAACAUCACAGGGAAAGGAGAGUCACAUUUAGCAAGGUGGACUUCAGGGAGGGAGAAAAUAUGGAAUAUUAUGACACCAUUAUCAGCAGUGGACAGGAAAGAACAACAGAUGAUGCAGUCAUUGAAAGUGAGACAGUCAGUGCUAAGACACAACAAAAGGACGAUUCAGGAAGUGAAUCAGACAGGAAUGGUUCAGAGGUUACGAGAGAGCUCUCAAUACAAAACCAAGAGGAUGUAGACAUUGCAAGUGGCAGCAAAGUGGAACAAAGGAGGGGUUCGUCAUGCAGCUUUGGUUCCUCACUUUAUGACGAAGUAUCACAUGAGGACCAGUUUAUUCACAAGCCCUUUGAACGAGAAAAAGACAGUGUUCAACAGCGAGGUAAUUCCUAUAAGUUAAAUAACAAACCUCAAACUUUAAAUGACAGCACGAGUGAAAUUGGUAGAGGGGUAGCAGAUACCGAGCUUUGGCAGGAAAGUGAAGAACAGUUUGACUUUAGCGAUUCCGUCCGCAGCACAUCUCCUAGAACCAGCAGCCGGAUUGGCUCUUUUAAUCAUUCCGAACAAAUUGUGAAGCGGGGGACGUUGAAGACAGAGGAAUCCUCCAGCUCUAACUCAUAUGUCAGUGACAAUGAACCUUCCCAUUACACUGUCAACCCAGACGAAGAGGAUGUGGAGGAGGAACAAAGAAGAAGCCAAACAGAAGCCAGGGUCUCCGUUCCUCAAAGAUCUGACAGACUACCGCCAUUGAGAUCAAAGCACUUCUCUUCCCCUCAAUCCAGUGUCACUGAUGAUGAUUCUGGUGCUUAUCCGGUUCAUCUAUCCGGUUCCAGCGGUGAGAGCGAUGUGGAACAUACCCCAAAGAAACCCAACUUAGUUGUACAUGUUAAGUCACCAUCAUCAAUGUCAUUCCCUGGUGAAAAUGAGACGCAUGUAAAAAGACAACGGUCACCUGCAAUAAACAACCCAGAAACACACUGGCCUACCCUCGAUGUGGAGCACAUACCACGCAUUAAUAGGCAUCUAGAUAUUAAAAGAACUCAUUCACUCUCAAGCAGUGACAGUGAAGAGAGCACAAAACCAGACCCAGAAUUGUCGUGGCCUGCAAUCAAUGUGUUGGAUACCAAGGCACCUGGAGACUAUGCUCAAACAGCAAAUCACAGAAACAGGCCAGGGAUAGUAGGCACGUCAGGAGUUCCAUCUUUGAGUUCAAGUAGUGACAGCGAGAAAUGGACAGAGAACACAAAAGUAUUUUAUGAAUUGGAUGCUACCGCUGCACAGCAUCGCACUAAAGAAGGCUGGCCAGUGCUUGAUCUUGAGCGUCCUAUCCCAGUCCAGAGGCGUUUAGAUAUUAAAUCACCAACUUUAGAUUUAUCAUCCAGCAGUGACAGUGAGGAUGCAACUACUAAUCACAUCACAGAACACUGGCUUAAGACCACAAAUGUAACAAGUUACCCCAUUAAAGGGCCACCAACACAAAGUCAUGAACCACAAACACAUUGGCCCUCAGUUGAUCUUGAAGAUUCUUUCAGAAUUAAGAGGCGUUUAGAUUUUAAAGUGCCGUCACCAGCUUCAGAAUUCUCAUUCAGCAGCGAUAGUGACAAUGAAACGAUAAAAAGCAUCACCAAACAAGAGCACGGGGCUACAAAUGUCACUAAGUACCGCACUAAAAUAUUGCAAAAACCAACUGAACAACCACAGGGACCUUGGCCCUUGCUUAAUCUUGAGGAUUCUUUUCGAAUUAAGAGGCGUCUAGAUUUCAAAGUGCCAUUACUAACUUCAGAUUCAUUGAUUAGCAGCAAUCGUGAGAAUGAAACUACGAUUCACAUCACAGAACAGGAACAAGGGUCCACAAAUGUAGCCAGGCACCCAAUUAAAGCAUCACCAAGACCAAGUCAUGAACCACAAAUACUUUGGCCCUCGGUUGAUCUUGAAGAUUCCUUCAAAAUUAAGAGGCGUUUAGAUUUUAAAGUGCCGUCACCAGCUUCAGAAUUCUCAUUCAGCAGUGAUAGUGACAAUGAAACGAUUAAAAGCAUCACUAAAGAGCAAGGGACUACAAAUGUCACUAAGUAUCGCAUUAAAACAUUGCCAAUACCAACUGAACAACCACAGGGACCUUGGCCCUUACUUAAUCUUGAGGAUUCUUUUCGAAUUAAGAGGCGUCUAGAUUUUAAAGUGCCAUCACUAUCUUCAGAUUCAUUGAUUAGCAGCAAUCGUGAGAAUGAAACUACGAUUCACAUCACAAAACAGGAGCAAGGGUCGACAAAUGUAGCCAGGCACCCAAUUAAAGCAUCACCAAGAACAAGUUAUGAACCACAAAGACUUUGGCCCUCAGUUGAUCUUGAAGAUUCCUUCAGAAUUAAGAGGCGUUUAGAUUUUAAAGUGCCGUCACCAGCUUCAGAAUUCUCAUUCAACAGCGAUAGUGACAAUGAAACGAUUAAAAGCAUCACUAAAGAGCAAGGGGCUACAAAUGUCAGUAAGUAUCACAUUAAAACAUUGCCAACACCAACUGAACAACCACAGGGACCUUGGCCCUUACUUAAUCUUGAGGACUCUUUUCGAAUUAAGAGGCGUCUAAAUUUUAAAGUGCCAUCACUAACUUCAGAUUCAUUGAUUAGCAGCAAUCGUGAGAAUGAAACUACAAUUCACAUGACAAAACAGGAGCAAGGGUCCACAAAUGUAGCCAGUAACCCAGUUAAAGCAUCACCAAGACCAAGUCAUGAACUACAAAGACUUUGGCCCUCAGUUGAUCUUGAAGAUUCUUUCCGAAUAAAGAGGCGUUUAGAUUUUAAAGUUUCGUCACAAACUUCAGACUCUUCAUCCAGCAAUAGUGGGGAUAAAACUACAAAUCACAUCAUCAAACAGGAGCAAAUGGCCACAAAUGUAACUGGGUACCCCAUUAAAACGUCACCAAAAGAUUCACCUAAAGGACCGUGGCCCUCACUUGAUCUUGAGGAGUCUUUCCGAGUAAAGAGGUGUUUGGCUUUUAAGGUGCAGUCACAAACUUCCGAUCGGUUGUCCAGCAGCGGUAUUGAGGAGGAAACUACUAAUCGCGUCAGCGAACAGAAGCAAAAGACCAUAAAUAUAACAAGGUACCCCAUUCAAGAGCCACUAACACCAAGUCAUGAACCACAAAGAGUCUGGCCCUCAGUUGAUUUUGAAGAUUCUUUCAGAAUUAAGAGGCGUUUAGAUUUCAAGGUGCCAUCACCAACCACAGAUUCAUCCAGCAGUUAUAAUGACAAUGAAACUACAAAUUGCAUCACCAAACAGGAGCAAGGGUCCACAAAUGUAAUUAGGUACCCCAUUAAAACACUUCCAACACCAACUGAACAACCACAAGGACCUUGGCCCUCACUGAAUCUUGAGGGUUCUUUACGAAUAAAGCGGCAUUUGGCUUUUAAGGUGCAGUCACCAACUUCAGAUCUGUUGUCCAGCAGCCAAAUUGUGGAGGAAAUUACUAAUCCUGUAAGCGAACAGAAGCAAAAGACCACAAUCAUAACAAAAUACCCCAUUAAAAGGCCAUCAACACAAAGUCAUGAACCACAAGGACUUUGGCCCUCAGUUGAUUUUGAAGAUUCUUUCAGAAUUAAGAGGCGUUUGGAUUUCAAAGUUCCGUCACAAACUUCAGAUUCUUCAUCCAGCAACAAUAGUGAGGAUGAAACUACAAAUCGCAUAACUAAACAAGAGCAAGUGACCACAAAUGUAACUCCAUACCCCAUUAAACCUGCACCAAAAGAUCCACCAUUGGGACAUUGGCCCAUUCUUGAUCUUGAGGAGUCUUUCAGGGUAAAGAGGCGUUUGGAUUUUAAAGAACAGUUACCUUCAGAUCAGUUGUCCAGCAGUGACAGUGAGAAUGAAACUACUAAUCACAUCACAAAACAGGAACAACAGACAAAUGUAACAAGGUACUCCAUUAAAGGUCCACCAACACAAAGUCAUGAACCACAAGGACUUUGGCCCUCAGUUGAUCUUGAAGAUUCUUUCAGAAUUAAGAGGCGCUUAGAUUUUAGAGUGCUAAUACCAGUUUCAGAUAUGUCUUCCAGGAGCUAUACUGAGGAUGAAACUACAAAUCGCAUUACUAAACCGACGCAAAAGGAAACAAAUGUAGCUUGGCAACCAAUUAAAAUAACCACAACAAGAAGUCACGAACGACAAGGACCUUGGCCCUCACUUGAUCUUGAGGAUUUUUUCAGGAUAAAAAGAAGAUUAGAUAUCAAAGUGACAUCACCAAUUUCAUAUUCAAGAGCCACAAAUGCGACAUUGUCAUCAUCUGAUUCGAGGACCACAAAUUUAAGUAGGCACCCUGUGAAAUUAUUACCAACACCAAGUCAUGGCCCACAGGGACCUUGGCCAACACUUGAUCUCGUGGAUUCUUUUCAAAUAAAGAGGCGUUUAGAUUUCAAAGUGUCAUCACCAAAGUACGCAUUCAGCAGUGACAGUGAAACAACUAACUCUGUAACAAAGCUGGAGCCAAGGGCUACAAAUGUAGUUAGGUAUCCCAUUAAUGUAUCACCAACACUAAGUCAUGAACAACAUGGGCCUCGGUCCUCACUUGAUCUUGAGGAUUCUUUAAGGAUAAAAAGAAGGUUAGAUAUCAAAGGACCAUCACCAACUUUGAAUUUAGAGACUACAAAUGUACUUAGAAAUGCUGCUAAAGGACCACCAACACAGAGUUAUGAACCACCACGACAUUGGUCGACACCAACUUCAGAUGCAUCGUCCCGCAGAGAUAGUGAAGAUGAAACCAAGUCAAUGACUGUUCACACUACAAGACAAGAUCAGGAUAAAAGGUGGCCUGCGCUUGAGCUUAAGCGCAAUCCUCGCAUCCAGGGACGACUCGACAUCAGAGCCUCAUCGCCCCCUCCGAGUCGUACAACUGGCAGCGAUAGUGUGGGGGAAACACCAGCUCAUGUUGAGACCAAUGUUCAACUUCCAUCAAACAAAUCUCAGUAUGCAGGAACCCAGUGGCCCUCCGUGGAUCUUGGUCGAGGUACUCGCAUCACGCGGCGCUUGGACUUCAAACCGACACGGUCCUCUGCUGACAGAAAAGACCAUACAUUGGGAGGAAAUCCACCCAGCAGCUCAGAUGAACAAGAGGACAUGCUGGAACUUGCAGGUGACACAAAAACAAUGCCACGAUCAAAUUUGGUCAUUAAAAGACGGUUGGACAUCAGAGCACCGUCUCUUCAGUCACAUCUGAGUUCUAGCAGCCUUUUUUCUGAAGCUCGGCAUUCUGAAUCUUCCACGAGCGAUGUUGAGUACAAAAACAAAGAUCCCAAAGACUCGCCAAAAGGAUCCCAUAAAUCCCCAGUUAUAAGCUUCCCUCAUAGUCCCAAGAAAGAUCCGUACAUUACAUUAAAAAAGUACUCUGUUGUUGCGGAAGAUGCAGGAGACAAAACCACCAGUAUGACACCACAGAUUAACCCAGAACUUGAGUCGCAGUGGGCCAACAUGCAGCUGGGAUUUUCCCGCUUCAGAAAACGGCUUGAAAUUACAUCACACGCACGUGUACCAACCGCGUUGUCGUCAUCAUCACAUCCACCUGACUCCCCGUCCUCACCCAGUUGGCGAGGAAUCCAACACACAGAAUCACCACUAGACACUGACAGGAAGUCAAGACUAUCUUCCGUACUGCCUGCAGUAGGCAUACAACCUCCUGCUGGACUUCAAGAACUGCGCUCAUCCUCCAGCAGUGAGAAUGAAGCGGAAUCAAUAGAUUAUACCUGGCGGAGAGACAAAUUACCGACUCCAUCUCUUCAUGGAACUAAGACAGCUUCUACUCAUGCAAAUGUAAGCACAAAUUCCCAGACGCAAAUAGAUGGGACUCUGCAACAUAGCCUACCGGACUUGAACGUAGACAUUUCUCUCAUGACGACACCGCAACCCACAGAUCACAUGUCAAACAAUGAAAUGAUGGACGACACAGCGAUGUAUCCCAGCUACUCACCGAUACAAUACAGGCGCUUAAUUAUCAAAGCUUCAUCUCUACCCAGUACUACCUCCUCCACCGGGGAAGUGACUACACAGCAUGGUUCAUCUUACAGCACCAGAUAUCAGUACCCAUCUCUUGCCCCAAGGACAGCCCCCAGUCAGAGCUUUCAGGAUGUGCUAAACAGACAGUUUAGACCCUUUAAAAGCACCAUAGAGGACGACCAAACAUCAGAAAUCCGGUGGACCGGUGUCGGUGGCAGACUGUCUGACCUAUCCAUUGGCCAGCAGCAAGAACUACAGACCACAAGCAGUGAUUCUUUGCCGUCAGUCCGCACGGAUGCAAUGCGGAACAGACAGACAGCCGACAAAAAAGAGAUGCGAGGACUCAGCGCCUUAAGAGCCAUGUCGUCUGAGAGACAUACAUGGGAGAGAGAAGAAAGUGUGGACCCGUUACCGCCAAGUGAUGCACUGGGACGUUUCCAACAUGAGUCAGAGUUACUCUUCUCUGCUCGCUCAGCAAGCAGCAGAGCCACAGAUUUCUCCUAUGACAUUCCCCGCUACAGGACACAUGCGCAGCCGGCUCAGGAGAUUCCGCCUCCCAUUCCGGAGACACCGCUGCCGGACGAGGCCGUGGAGUUAAGCGGGCGCUCAGCCCAGAAAACGGAAACCAGAAGUGUCUACCGCUCAGACAUCAGCCAGGUUUAGUAAAAAAAAAACUUGAUGAACCAGGAUCAGGAAUUAAGAAUUUAAAUGUUUUUUUUUUUAAUUGAUUUUCAAGUAAGAUAAUGAUAUUUUCAAUUAUUUGUAUUACUCAUAUUGUACUGAGCAGCCUUUCUCAUGGCCCUGCAAGUUGCUGGUUCCAUGGUCAUCAUAAGAUUAAAUGUAAAUGUAAGAUUUUUUUUUAAAGUGUGCAUUAUUUGAAGCCAGAUGUUUGUGUUCUUUUUUUAAAAGGAAAUUAUUGUACCUUUUGGAGACAUUUAAGGCUUAACUUGUUGUAUAUCUAAUGAAUAUGCUAUUUGACUUGAUUCAUUAAAGGCCUAUUGAAACCCACUACAACCGACCACGCAGUCUGAUAGUUUAUAUAUCAAUGAUGAAAUAUUAACAUUGCAACCCAUGCCAAUACGGCCGGUUUAGUUUACUAAAUUACAAUUUUAAAUGUCCCGUGGAGUUUCUUGUUGAAAACAUCGCGGAACGAUGACGCGUGUUUGUGACGUCACCGGUUGUAGCGGAGAUAUUAGCCCAGCACCACUUACGGCUAAAAGUAGUCCCUUUUCAUUGCAUAAUUACACAGU
Messenger RNA from Nerophis ophidion (straightnose pipefish), 8731 nucleotides. RefSeq lists its product as uncharacterized. Gene Ontology annotation, molecular function: protein binding. Lineage: Eukaryota; Metazoa; Chordata; Actinopteri; Syngnathiformes; Syngnathidae. The transcript is spliced from 5 exons. The record is from RefSeq and is a predicted model, not a curated record. Bases 153 to 8144 code for a protein of 2663 amino acids.